This is a messenger RNA of Monodelphis domestica (gray short-tailed opossum), 2791 nucleotides long. RefSeq names its product isthmin 1 (gene ISM1). Gene Ontology annotation, biological process: negative regulation of angiogenesis. Lineage: Eukaryota; Metazoa; Chordata; Mammalia; Didelphimorphia; Didelphidae. The record is from RefSeq and is a predicted model, not a curated record.
CCGGAGCAGCCCCGGCUCCGGCCCCGGCUCCGGCUCCACCCCCGCCACCUCCUCCGCCCCCGCCGCCGCUGCCUCUGCCACCGCCCGCUCCGCGGGGUCCUAAAGCCGCUCGUCUGAAGAGGAUGGUCCGACUGGCUGCGGAGCUGCUGUUGCUUCUGGGACUUUUGCUACUCACCUUGCACAUCACUGUACUUCGGGGUAACAGUGCAGACGGGUCGGACGCAGCCCCCAGCAACGCUAGCCAGGGACAACUGCAGAACAACCUCAAUGUGGACAGCCACUCUUUAUCAGAAUCCAGCUUUUCACUCACAAGGGAAGAGCAGAGGGAGUAUCCUGAUCACCAAGCUGCACACAGACCAUUCCCCAAACAACGAUUCCGGCAGGAGCCUAGCCAUACAUCUUUACAGAGGGAUGGCCCCAGAUCCUUCCUCUUAGAUCUACCAAACUUUCCAGAUCUCUCAAAAGCUGAUAUUAAUGGACAAAAUCCAAACAUUCAGGUUACCAUAGAGGUUGUUGAUGGUCCAGAUACAGAGUCAGAGAAAGACUUGCACCCAGAAAACAAGCCCAGCUGGCCAAUCCCAUCACCUGAUUGGCGUAAUUGGUGGCAGAGAUCUUCCACCUUGACAAGGGUAAACAGUGGUGACCAGGACUACAAGUUUGAUAGCAUCACAGAAGAUAGCAACUUCCUCAACCCCCCCAGGGGAUGGGAUCGCCAUGCCCCAAGCCAUCGGACUUUUGAAACCAAAGAACAGCCAGAAUAUGAUACUCUGAUUUAUCAAUGUAACUUCAUAAAUUGUAAUGUCCAGAACCCAAUAAUACAGAUGUUGUCUGACCAAGAUUACAUUGAUGGUGAAGGAGACUGGAGCCCAUGGUCUGUCUGCAGUGUAACCUGUGGAAGUGGCAAUCAGAAGCGAACCAGGUCAUGUGGCUAUGCCUGCACAGCCACAGAGUCCCGAACAUGUGACCGUCCAAACUGCCCAGGAAUUGAAGACACCUUUAGGACAGCUGCCACAGAAGUAAGCCUGCUUGCAGGAAGUGAAGAGUUUAAUGCCACCAAACUCUUUGAAGUUGACACUGAUAGUUGUGAGAGAUGGAUGAGCUGCAAGAGUGAAUUCUUGAAGAAAUAUAUGCACAAAGUGAUCAAUGAUCUUCCCAGCUGCCCUUGCUCCUACCCAACUGAAGUUGCCUACAGCACAGCAGAGAUCUUUGAUCGUAAUAAGAGGAAAGACUUCCGCUGGAAAGAUGCAAGUGGACCAAAGGAGAAGCUGGAUAUCUAUAAGCCUACAGCCCGAUAUUGCAUCAGAUCCAUGCUUUCCUUGGAAAGCACAACACUGGCAGCACAGCACUGCUGUUAUGAUGACAAUAUGCAACUCAUUACCAGGGGGAAAGGCGCUGGAACUCCAAACCUGAUUAGCAUUGAGUUCUCUGCAGAGCUCCAUUACAAAGUAGACAUUUUGCCUUGGAUAAUUUGCAAGGGAGACUGGAGCAGGUAUAAUGAAGCCCGACCUCCAAACAAUGGUCAGAAAUGUACAGAAAACCCUUCCGAUGAAGAUUAUUUCAAGCAGUUCCAGGAGGCUAGGGAAUAUUAAUAGGGUGGGGCUAUUCAGCCUGGAGGGGAAGGUAGUAAUUAUAUAUACCUAGCACCUGUGACACAAAUUUUCUGCACUGAUCUGCUUGAAAUAGGGUUAAUCUUCUUCUUUACAGUAUAUAUGUAUAUUUGUAUAUAAUACAUGUGUAUUUUCCAUAAAUUGCAAUAUGGGUAUGCAUAGAGCCAUGUGACUUUCUAUAUGAAGUCAUACACACCCCUGUAUGCGUACUAAGGAUAAUGUAUAUAGUGAUCAAAUUGUGUGGAAAGGAAAAACAUAAACCAGGAAAAUAAGCAGGAAUAAAUAGUUGGUGGGAUAAACUCAUGCUUUGACCCAGUAUUUAAGAGUACAGGGAGGGAAUAGGGGAAGAGAGGUUAAAAGUUUUAAACAUUAUAGACAGUUUUUAUAUAUAACUUAUUUAAUAUGAAUGUGACAAACAUAACCUUUUCUCUGGAGCUAUAUUCAUGAAAAUAUUUAGUCAUAUCCCUAAGACUAGAGAAAGGUAUUAUCCUAGGGAAGUAGAAGAGAAAGGGAAUGUUGAUGACUUAAAAAACCAGAAAUGCCAAAAAGAAAAACAACCUCAAAAUAAAUAUGACUUAGUCCUUAAGCACCUUUUUGAGUUUUGGGCUUGCAGAGGCCCCUUGUUCCAAAUUAGUGCUCUUUGGUAUUUCAUGGCAAAUCUGGGACCUGGUUUUUGCAGAGCUGUCAAAAGCCUCUGGAGUAUAAGGCCAAUAUUUGUUUACUUGGAUGAUUCUAGAAAAAGCCAUGAAGGCACCAAAACUUUGAUUCAUUCAUACCUUAGCAAGGUAUAGAAAUCACAUAAACUUUGAACAUUCAGUAGGAAAUAGCACUUUUUAAAAAGAGAAACAAAAUGCAUAAAAAAUAAAAAUCAUUUUUCAUAUCACUUCACCUUUCUACUCCCUCCACCCUCAUAUGCUCCCAGUUUGUAAUUUGUUAGUAAAUGUUAUUGUCUAAACAAGGGCUUAGGGCUGGGGAUCCUAAAUUGUUUUUAAUGUUUUGAGAAAAAACUGCAUUAUUUUUGUAAAGUAUUUAUUAAGUGGUUGUGUCUCAUGCACCAGGCAAUUUUGAUAUGAUAUGCUUCUGUAGGGUGGGAUUUGGUGCAAAUAAAGAGAUGAUUUGUAGGGAAUAUUUUACUUGCAGAACUCCAGAAAAAGAGGAUAUAUAAAUAAAAUCAUCAUAGUAUG